Molecule: messenger RNA, 12870 nt
Organism: Amoebophrya sp. A120
Lineage: Eukaryota; Dinophyceae; Syndiniales; Amoebophryaceae
Source: the annotation of a GenBank genome assembly
CUAUGACACUAUCUGAAUUUUGCUGAGCCCCCGAAAAAACUUUGCCAGGUUUGUGAUUGUGAUUAGCACAAGAAGUCCUCCAUACGAGCCGCAUUUCGUGUUGAAUACAACAUGUCAUUCGUGCGCGUUCUCUCGCCCACAAGAAGCGGGACCGCAUCACCGCGGAUGCUUGCCAUUUCAGAACUACAGGGAGCAAGACGGCGCGCUGAGGUUCCGCUUGCAAGCGUCGGCUCCGGCACGAUUUUCCUUUUGCGCAGCAUCUUUGUUGUUGUGGUUUUAGUGCUUUGUCUCGGGCUGGUCCCCCCGGUUUCCGCGACAAAUGAAGCUCCGUCUUCCAAAUUGCGGCGAGAGUCCAUCUUAUUGGAUCAGGACGGCUCCGUGCAGAAGGAGACAGAAAACGUUGAGCAACAUAAAGGUGCAGGAAGUACGAGGCCGUCUUCUUCAUCGAGAACUUCGUUCACGCGAGGCCCGCGUGCUGCGCCAAGAGCGGAGCCUGUGUCUUCCUCCCGAACAGCACCUGGCAAUCGAGGCACCUCAUCAUCUAGCCUGGUUUCUGCGUCCUUCUCCGGCGAGGGAAUUCCCCGAACUGGUAGCGCGAGUAGCCGAGUUCAGGAGCGUUCCUCCCAGGCUGCAUUUGAUGCGGUAUACAUCAUGCAGCAUAAACUGGCAAUCGCAGGCCAGAUUAAUGAUACAGCCGGGGCAGGAGCGAGGAAUUUGAGCGGGUUGAAGAAUCUAGAGAACAGUCCGCUGGUGCAACCGCACGACACCCCGGCAUCCCGCAUGAUCAAGCCGAGCGGACGCAAUGAGUCUUCGCCCGUCGCGAAAGUUCCCUCGCUUUUGCCCGCGCCCUCACUCGCUCAAAAGACGAAGCGGGACGAAAAUGAUUGUGCUGGAUAUGACGAUAAAGGCAACCUGCAAGCGAGCUUCCCUCUGGCGUUCGGGCGCAGUAUGCUGCUCCAGCAAUACUGUGGGCGCAAGGAUCUAUCAACCACAGUUCAGUAUGGGCAGUUUUCCACCGGCACGCAAACUUGGCGAGUGAGCUAUUGGCAAUGGCAUCCGACGGCAGUCGUUGACCGGAUGUCGCAGCCGGCCAUAUUCAGUGGGGGCGCAUACUGUCCUGGGAACGGUCUGCAAGUGUCGCGUUUGAAGGCUACGCGACUCGCUUUUAAUGCCAUGACUGGAAUGGCAGAACUUGACGACUACGGUCCGACUUGCAGCACCUUGUGUCCAGAUCGGGGUUUUCAAGACGGAGUUGACACCGACGAUCUUGCUGAUCAUGCUUAUGAUCCGAAACGCUUCACUACCAAAAGCAGAUCGAGAUUCAAUGUUUUCGGUUUUCUCACCGCUUUGAAUCCGCCGCCCGCCGCUUACUACAAUGAGCAAAUGGCUUCGGCUCCCGACGCGACAAGUGGAGUUCCGCAAUUUCGAACGGAAACUGGUGACUCUCGCAACCCUCCGACAACCGCGAGUUGUCUUGCUGAUGAAGUGAUGGUUGGCGGCGGCUGUGACCGCGGUUCAAGCGGCAUGGAUGAAUGCCUCUUGGCAGAGAAUCGACCCGCGAGUUCUGGCACUGGUUGGUCCUGCGCGUACGUGUGCACAGGCAACAACGUUGAGCACAGUGUCGAUGCCACGGCGGUUUGCAUCGCUGCUAGCUUCUUUCAGGUUUUUUCAGGAAGUGCCGUUCCGACGUUUCGUCAAAACAGCGGCCCUGCUUUGUAUUCGACAACCGGGAAGAAGUUUGGACCCAAGGUGAGCGUCGCGUGCCGUCCAUCGGAGGUGAUGAUUGCGGCUGGGUGUGGUUACCACAAUGAUGCAGCACCGACAGGAGCCACCGGGUCGUACAACACGCUACGCGGCUGGCAAAAUCUGGAGCCUUUUAGCGUCACCGCCAACGAGCUGCCCGAGCUGCUGGGCGUCGAGCGACACACUGACAUGAGAAGUGCAACAUGUGUUAUUGCAAUGCACUCAGCACAUGCCCCAAGAUCCAAUACGAACGAUCCAAAGUAGAUAGCACGAUAGUGAAAGAUGGAAAUGUGAUGGUGAUCACAUACUGAAGAUGGAGAUGAUGAUGAGGAUAAGAUGCAUGGUAUGCACCUCAUGACACGAACAGGAGUAGCCUCAAUGGCUAAAGAAUAAGAGCAUAAAGAUACCCCCACGCUAACCACGUAGGACCUUAAGUAGGUCAAUAGACAUUUUGUAUUUUGUUCUACCUGGAUCGUAUUCUUUGUUGGGUCUUGGUCUUGUUAGGUCCACAGAGUUAUGAGCCCAACAUCUUAAGCUUGUAAGAUUUCAAGUACAAUUUACACCCAUAAAAUAUCUGUAAGUAGAACUACAGCACCCCUAUCCCCGCACGAAGAGAAAGGAAUGUAUUUCCUCGCGCUCGCGCUGAGCAUCGCCGUCGCCUCCGUAUUCGCCGAGUAUCCCAAGGUAGCAGCAACCGCAAUGGCAGGCGGGGUGCGCAACCAGACGGGUCCGAAGCACGGACGGCUGAAUGCGGGCGAUCGCAAGCAGCGCAACAAGCUGAAGAUCGCAAGUCGAGACCAGGAGACUUCUGCUCAUGAGGAACAGGAUGACGAGCAGGAUGAAUAUGUUUACGAUGAAGACAAUCCUGACUUCGGCGAUGAGGACGAGCAGCCCUGGGAAGCCCAGGAGCACGGCGGGGGAUUCCCGGUGAACGGCCUGGGGUCGAGUGACAAAAAUCAGGACUAUGGUGGGUCUGGCGAGCCGUUUCGCCUACGCCCAAACUCAGGAAGGAUUUUUAUCUCAGGAAGCCCCGGUGGGAAUCCGGGUGGAUCAGGAUCUUUUUAUAGCGGCAACCAGCAACAGGCCCAGGCACCGCAGGAGCUGGAGCUGAAAAAGUUGCCGAAGUACAAGGACCAGACUUCGCUCUUCUACCGCUGGAUCAAUCUUGCAAUGCAGAAAUACCCCGCGGACUACGAGCGUAUUUUGGAUGGCCUGGAGGCCCGAGUCGAAAACUCGGUCGCGUUGUCUCGGUGGAUGGAAAUCAUCGGUCGUGAUGAAAUUGCGCAGAUGCAAAACGCAGAGCGGAAGCUGAAAGCCGCUCGGGAUGCGUACAAGGAGCAGUGGGAGCAGGGUUCGGUCGCUGCGUCGAUCUUGGAAAGCUACAAGCAGCAGGCGACGCAAAAGCCCUCGAAUUUCCACGACGAGUUCAUGAAGCGUGCUGCGAAGGUCGACAGCACGCAGGUUCCCGUGUCCGAACAGAUUCGCAUUAUGGAAAAUAACGCGCUUGGACAUCUGCAGGCCGCGAUGAUUAUGCUGAAGCCGGGCAACAUGUCCGAAGUUGCCGAAGCCGUCAGUCGUGCCGACAAACUGCACCAGAAGCAGCCACCCCAGAAGAACACUGCUGGAGCCAACGCGCAAAAUGGUGGAAAUCAGCAGAGUUCGUUCUACACGAACCAAAAUCAGGGCCAGUGGCAGCAUGGUGGUAACGGCAAGCACAAUGGCGGGAAAGGCAAGGGCCGCCGCGACUUUUGGAAAAAGAAGAAAGGCAAAGGUCGCAAUGGGUGCAACAACUACCGGAACAACUAUCAGAACAAUGGCGGUGGUGGUUGGAACAACAACUACAACCAACCGCAACAAGGUGGUGACCAGAAUUACCAUGCCCAAAACGCAAACUGGAAUCAACAGCAGCAGGGCAACUGGCAGAACCAGGGCGGUGGUCAGAGUUUUGCUGUGCAGCAGCCGCAGCAACAGCACAAUCAGCCGCCGCAGCAGCAGAUGAUGAUCGCAAACCAGCCUUGGAACCAGAACCAACAGCCGAAUCAGGUGCAGUACACCAACAACCAUCCGCAACAGCAGGGUGGACAGUUUUUCGGAAGUUUCGUGGUUUUGGAAAAGAAGGAGUGGAGUUUUGCUGCUAGCCAACCCACGGGCACGCAGGAACGCAACCAGGGGGUUGCUACAAAGUGGGUUCUACUGGACUCUGGGUCGAGCCGCCACUUGACGGGGGACUUGGAGCUGGUUCACGAACACCGGAAUACCCAUGAGGAGUUGAUUACUGCUAGCGAUGCCGCAGCUGUCGCUACUGGAGUGGGAAAAAUGGUCGGUCAAGGUUUCGAGUGUAAGGAUACACUUUUUGUCCCCUCGCUAGGGGAAAAGACCGUUUUGUCGAUGCCCAAGCUGUUAGCCGCUGGCAUUUAUCCGAACUUUCAGUCGGGCACCUGCAUGGGAUAUCCGAUGCAGAUACGCAACGGAAUUCUACAGAUGCAGUUGACAUUCAAACUGAAUCAGAUGGCUACUGAUAGUGUGCUGUUUGUAAGCAUCGGGGGAACUUCGCAGCUGGCGAACAUCCUCUGACUAUCCCACUCCACGCACGACGAGUACGCCGAAUUUAGGCCGUACAGCUAUGAUUAUGCUAAUUCGCCGCUAGAAAUUAAUAUUGAUAGUGAAGACCUCAGCCAAGCCAUUGCAUGCAUAAUCGCACGCAUGUCGCCCAGUUUCAGUGGAAAGACGAUUUUGCUUUACAAGUUUCGGGACGAAGAUACCAAGCGAAAAUUGCGUAUUAUCGAGUGUAUGGUCGGUGAAGCGAUUCCAAUUCUCGAUGGCAAUCGCGCGCAGGAGUUUGUUGAUGGCGGAAACUUUAGAUGCUUUGCCGCUUCGCAAACUGAUAAACGGGCUCGAGAAAUGUCAAGUGCAAUUUCGCAAGUUUUUGACGUUUCUGUGAAUCCGGGUCCUCCUAAAAAAGAUUCCUCUCCCCCCUCGCCGGCAUCGGUCGAUGAGAAUCUGAACAAAAGUUCAGGACCAUCGAAAGAUCCGACGGCAGCACGCAAGAAGAAAAAGAAAAAGGGGAAGAAAGUUCUGAAGAGGGUCAAGCCUGCCCGAAAGUAUCGGAAAGGCGUUGACACCACGCUGCGCCAACCCAAGGCGGGAAUCUCGUAUGAGAAAAUCUGCCAACUUUCUUCGCGCCUGGUCUUCCCGACAUUUCAGAAACUCUGGGAGGUUGUGAAGCAGAUUGAUUCCUCGCCAAAGGCUCGAAAAAUGGUGAUUGGUUUCUGCAAACACAAUCUGAACCGUCUGAAAAAUUAUGCUUUUCCGCAUCACACCACUGGGGGCGUGGAUGGCUUGAAGUUGUCUGAUUUUACAUCUUCGGAUACAUUUUUUCCUUUGGGGAAAAAGUACGCAGCACUACACGCGAUGAAUUUGCAUAGUCGUGCGAGCUACACAAAGACUUUGAAGCAUGUGCCCAAAGCUUCGGAUGCAGUUGAAUUCUUAGAAAAGGUCAGGGGACUCGGAUUGCUAGGCCGGGCCCUCUUGUGCGACCAGGGUAAGGAAUUUGACAACAGCCAAGUCAGAUCGUAUUUGCAGCGCCAUGGGAUUGCUCUUUACCUAAUUCCAAAAAGUAGUUGGGUCAAUGGUUCGAUCGAAAGACGCCAUCGCACUUUUAGAGCGGUGCUAGAAAAGCUGUAUUACAUUUUUGGCCAGAGUGCGUCCUUGGUUCCACUUCUUGUGGAACAAGCGACCAAUGCGGUGAACAUGACCCCAACUCGGGCCUUGGAUGGGUUGUGCCCAUACCAAGCCCAAUGGGCUUUGAAUCCCUACGCGCUGGAGCCUGACGAUCCUGAGUCUGCUACUCUGCAGCAGGCUGAGUUGAUGGUCACUAAGGAUGCCACCUGUGAGGCAUACAAUGCGAGAUGCAAGGCCAGGGCCGAAAUUGAAUCUCUGAAACAGGAUAAGCAAUUUAUCUCUAAGAUGAAGAAGCUUACCGAGAUGCAGAGAAAUUUUUAUCCUCAAGCGGAUAAGAUUGAAGUUGAUUCUUUGGUAGAUAUUUUCGACAAAAACUCGCAUGCCUGGCUGGGACCUGCUAAGGCUAUUUACAAGCAGACUAAUGCGAACUCCGUUACGUUUGUUGUAGAUCACGAUGGGAAUUUUAAGCGAGUGCACGCGUCGCAUGUGCGACAGCAUCUGACUUUUGAUCAGAUGAAUUUUCCUCCAUCGCUCCUCCGUGUUGUCAGAAAAACACACGGCGAAAAAGUACCGAAAGAAGUUGACACAUCAGAGCUGGUUCCAGUUAAAGUCAAAUUUGAGUCGGCGUCGAAAGAUUUCCAGUACGCGAAAAAGAAUGCCAAAAAGCUGAAGGUGAAACGCAGGAAAGGGCGAAAGAUAUUCACUUCUUGCGCCCCGUUACUGAUUUCCCCUGCGAGUUCUGAGAUAGAUUCAUCCAUGGCGCCUGUGAUGCAUCCUUCCCAGUCUCCAAAAUUAGAUGAUGAGCUUUUGGGCGACGACGCUUUAGGCGGUUCCGCGGAGAUCGGCGGGAAUCUUGGCUCGAAUUCCAAUUCUACAAAGAAUGCGGAAGUCGAAUCCCAUGCCCGACCGUCAGCGCCUAAGUUACGACUCACAAAAGAUUACGCCAGAGAUGUCUACCGUAAUCUUGAAAAGAAAGAAAGAGAAAAGCUGAGACGGAUAGCGGCCAAUGCUGGCCCCGUCCGGGGAGCAUGGAGAGAACGCAAUGAAGCCAUUGCUGAAAUUCGUGAAGUUAUUGACUCGCAGCCCAUCUAUGAACACAUGAAAGAGCAGCAGAGGCAGAAAGUUGCUCAAGAUUUGUUUCACCAAGCAAAAAUCGAUCCGCUAGGGCCGAUUGAAAAUGAUGAGUCUUGCAGCUUCGUCAUUCCGUUUUUGUGUCCCGAUUGGGAGGAGCACGAAGUUGCUGUUUGUUUCAAAGCAACUAUUGCUUCUGCCCCUGUUAAGGAGUCGGAAGUGGAAUCGCAAGCAGAUUGGCAGCAAGCCAUUACGAAAGAAGUUAAUGCGCAUUCGCAUGUUUUCAGAGUUGCUAGGCAAAAAGAGGUCGAUGAAUGGGUCGCGGAAGGCAAUAGAUUUAUUCCUUGCCGCAUGAUCCUCAGUGUGAAAAGAGACCAACGCAAAAAGGCUCGAAUCGUGUGCCUCGGUUACAUGGACUAUGUUUCUAGCCACGAUGAGAAAUUCGCUGAAGUGCCAGACCUAUGCAUUUUGCGUUUGCUUGUCGCUAUUGCAUGCCAGAAUCCAAAUAUUUGCAUGCUGCCCGCGGAUGCCCGCAAUGCAUUUUUGCAGUCGCGCUACCCUGUUAAAGUUUUAGUUGCUCUCGACGAGCGUCUUCAAAAACUUUUAGGCUACAAGUAUGCCGUUGUUUUGUAUGCGCUCAACGGUUUGCGGUUGUCUCCCAAGGCGUGGGCUGUACACCGAGACCAAAAGUUGAGUGAGCAUGGCUGGGCUAGGAAUCCCUGUGAGCCAACGCUUUGGCAUAGACAGGAUGUAAUUUUGGUAGUGUUUGUAGACAACUUUUGGCUCUUCGGACCGCGCGCCGCUUGUGAGCAAGCGCGAAAAGAUUUGGAAGAACCUCUGCGACUUUUUCUUGAAGAUGUCAAAGACACUGCAACGCAUCGCACUUACGAUUUGUUAGGCAUUGAAUUGAUUCAAGAUAAGAAAACUGGCGAUGUAACUCUAUCGCAGGACGCCUAUGUGACGAAGAUUUUAGAGCGGUUCGGCGGGAAUAUCAGUGGCAAAGCUUUGGCAUGCCCUAUGAUAACCGCUCCAGACCCUUCGUCCGAAGAAAAGCCUGAACUUGUGAAACUCAAGCAGGAAUACUGUGGCUCUUUGAAUUAUCUUGCUACUAGCACUCGUAUGGACAUCGUAGUAGCACUAAAGUUCUGUGCUAAGGCUAAGGCCACGGAAGAAACUAUCACCGCGCUAAAACGCAUCUUCCGAUACCUACGCACGAGGAGAGUGCUGGUUUACCGAAAUCGCCAGGAAACGCUCAAAGGGAAACUGACACUGAGUGUAUGGACGGACAGCGAUUUUGGAGCACAAGAAGGCCGCCAAUCUAUCAGUGGAAUCGUAGUGAACGUUUGUGGAUGCCCGAUAUUCUGGAGGGCAAUUACGCAGUCGAGUGUGGCAACGUCGGUGACAGAAGCGGAAAUUGUUUCUAUGACUGAUGGGGCUACGACUGUGUUGCGAUUUUACUAUGUCAUGAACACACUACAAAACUGGCUUGGUAACUACUUUCCUAUUCCGAAGAUUUCUUUACCGAUUUCUCUGAAGUGUGACAAUCAGGGAGGUCAAAAAUAUGCUUUGAAUCGCACUGGUACUUCAGGACGCCUGAAGCAUUUAGAUGUACGCGUUUGUUGUAUACGCGACGUAGUGGCGAGAUCACUACUGCUACCGAUAUAUUUUGAAAGUGCCAAAAACAAGUCCAACGGAUUAACGAAGAUCACCACUGGAUUUGAACACUCUUCGUUUUGUGAUAUGAGUGGAAUUGUUGAACUUCCAUAAAAAUUUCAGGUGCUAAGACGAGAACCGGGCUGAGCUUUUCGAUCGUGGGUCGUCAGGGGUUUGACGAAAACACGAUGAGAAUCUAGCAUCUUGGAUGCUAAAACCGGUUAAAAGUCAGCAUAUGGGGGGCAGCUCGAUUAAGCCCCAUAAAUGCGUAAUAACAUCGGUUGAAGCCCUUAUUUGUUUGUAGGCUUAUGCGAAAAGUGUUUUUCGAUUUUCCUACUGCUUUAGGCUUUGAGAAGAAAAGUUUUUACGAUUUGAAAAUGGAUUGAUAUUCGAUUGGACUUGGAGCAGGGGAGGCUAUUGCAAUGCACUCAGCACAUGCCCCAAGAUCCAAUACGAACGAUCCAAAGUAGAUAGCACGAUAGUGAAAGAUGGAAUUGUGAUGGUGAUCACAUACUGAAGAUGGAGAUGAUGAUGAGGAUAAGAUGCAUGGUAUGCACCUCAUGACACGAACAGGAGUAGCCUCAAUGGCUAAAGAUUAAGAGCAUAAAGAUACCCCCACGCUAACCACGUAGGACCUUAAGUAGGUCAAUAAACAUUUUGUAUUUUGUUCUACCUGGAUCGUAUUCUUUGUUGGGUCUUGGUCUUGUUAGGUCCACAUGUGUCGCCAGGGUGUCCCCUGACGCAGCCGAGCUUUUAAGUAACUUUGGAGCAUUCGCGCUGUGCCUCGCACCGCCAGAGGGGCCGACUUGCGCCAGUGGGUACAGUUCAGGCGCCCUCCCUCAUCCCGUGUGCCCAUCGGGUUACCACAGCUUUGACGCGGCAGGUUGCGCAGCAGCAGGGAGCCGUAACAUUUGCAGCCCGAUCAACAACUACUGCGACGCGGACAAGUGCAAAGAGGUAUGCUGUAUCUCGAAGGACACGACGUGCAAGCCUUGCGAAAAUGGUAUGCACGGCGCUCCAUCUGCUUGCACGGGUCCGGGCGAGGAAAACUGUGCUUCGUGCGACGAAGGCUACAUUCUCCACGGCACUGCUUGUGUUCCAGUGGCCACCCCGUACGAAAAUGAUUGCGCUGGCUACAACAAUACCGACGGCGAGAUGCAGACGACUUUUCCCCUGGCUUUUGGCCGCAGUUUGCUGCUGCAGCAGUACUGCGGGCGGAAUGACAGAGUGGCUGAUAACAUCCGAUUUGAACACGGGCAACGCACUAAUCGCGUGACGUACUAUCGUCCGGCUGCCGGCAGAGGUGUAUCCAAGAAAAAAAGUGUGUUAGUGUUGCAUAUUUACUUGUUUUUUUGAGCAGUCGUAACAAGUUCAAGGGAGAAGCCCAAAGCUGAUAGAGCCCAAGUAGGUGCUACUCCCCACUGAUACAGAAAUGCCAUGGGCUGGAGUUAGAUCCGCGCUCUUGUGUUGAUCCGAGACGCACGAGGGUUGGUAUGUUGUAUUGGUGGGAGAGUGGUGCCGGGUCGGUGCGCUUCAAGCACGGAUCCGAGUGGAAAACAUGUGGCGGCGACUGCGUCGCUGCAAAAGUUUUUCACAUCCCACCCUUUAUAGGCCUGUAGGAGAUUUGCUUACACACUCCUACUUGUUGGCCCUGUCGUCUGACCCUGACUAGGCACGUGUCCGUGCGUCCUGGGCAGUCGUUCCCACCCAUGCGUCUUCGACGGGAGGAUAGUUUACAGCACAUCAAGCCCCUUCAGGGCAUCAAUGCUGCUCCCAUCUUUGGUCGGCCCGUUGAGCCACCAGCAGUUUGCCAUCGCAUGACUACUGAGAGCGACUCUUCCGGGGCGUGCGUUCGCGCCUCCGCAUCUCUUUCCAUGGGCCUGGACAGCCCAUUGACAGCGAUGUCGGCACCUACUUGGUCCUAGUCAGGAUUCAGUCUGACAGAUUUGGGAUUUGCACCUUGAUUAUUGUUUGUGUAAUGCAUAAAAUGCCAACACAAUCACAAUCAGUCACGCCGGUCAUCGUAUCAGACAACCAAAGUAAGUGGCCUCUUUCCAUGCGUGCGUUCACGUACUAGCCAUGCAUGUGCAUCUGCAUGACCAUGAGCAUGGCAGUACGUGUGCAGUCAUGCAGAGCAAUUGUGGCAUUCUGUUAGUCCACGUUAAGUACUUAAGUACACUAACACAUUUCGUGUUUGUUUCCUGGAUAGUGUGAUCGGAUGGUGCAAUAUCAUUAAAAUACAUUCUCAGAAACUCCUGCCCUUAUACUCGAACCAUGUUUUAGUUAGCACUGAUCGAUUUAUUGUCACUGCAUGAAAGCAUAAGCACGGGGAGGGUAUCAUCUUGAAGAAGGCCACUGCUGUGCCAGUCCUGCAAGCGCGGAGCUCUGCUUCGGAAUCUAAGGUGUCUUCGCCGUGGGACAAAUAAGAUUGACAGGUGCAGGUGGCGCUAUAGUGCGAACGCGGAAUAACAAUAAAGUUGUGCCGUUGCCUCCUUGCAUCAACGUGCAAGAAUUCUAGAUUCAGGCGGUAUGAUAUCCAGCUUCGCUUUCGCACACAAUAUUUGAGUAUGUAGAGGGCGGGGAGCGGUUUAUUUUUUCGCGAUUUUUGGCCGACGAUUGUGAGUGGCGGCGCGUACUGUCCUGGAAAUGGUCUGCAAGAUUCCACAGUCUCUGAGUUUAGCGCCAAGCACCCAACAAUGCCUGCCUUCGUCGCAUUUAAUGGUAGGUCCACCAUUUUCGACGGAUUGGGUCCUACAUACGGCACUGCGUGUGCAGACAAGGCAAAUUUCAAUGGAACGUACACUCCUACAUACGGAGACUUCCCGUCUUGGCUCAGCAAACAAUACAACGUGUUCAGUUUCGUCACGGCCUUGAAUCCGCCACCGAGCUACGCACCCGCCAAGGCACCAGACGUCACGAACGAAAUUGCAAUGUUUCACACGAACGGCCAGCUCUCGAGGCGUUCGUCGGUUGCUCGGUGUGCUGCUGACGAAGACAUGGUAGGCGGUGGCUGCGAACUCAACUGGGGAACCUUCGGCGGUGAUGUCGACAAAAAUUGUCUCUUGGCAGAGAGCCUGCCGGAAAAUGACAGUUCCGGUGGACACGCCUGGAGGUGCACGUACGUGUGCACGGAUGCUGUUACCGACGCCGCCAUGCCUAACAUCACUGCCACGGUCGUUUGCUUCGCUUCCAGCUUCUUUGACGUUUUCUUAGGGAGUUCUCGUCCGACAUUGCGUCAUUCGACCGACAAGGCCCGGUAUGUGGUUUCCGGUAGUAACAAAUUCGGACCCCAGGUAGACGUCGCGUGCGCAGCGGGAGAGGUUCUGAUUGCGGCGGGAUGUGCUUACUGGAAUAACGCUGCGCCGCAAUACACAGGUCACUACAAAAAGCUGCGUGGCUGGCGAAACAAAACAAACGGAUUAGACUGUGAUCCUGGCGUGUGCCCUACUAACAUCAAGCCUUUCAGCCACACUGCUGAAGAGUUGCCCGAAUUGCUUGGGGUCGACCGACACGCUGACAUGAAGACCGCAACAUGCGGCGCGAGAGUAUUUAAGCACGACACGAGCCUUCUCGAGAGCUUCGGAGCAGUCGCGCUAUGCCUCGCGCCACCAGAGGGGCCGACUUGCGCCAGUGGAUACAAAUCAGGCGCCCUCGCUCAUCCUGUGUGCCCAUCGGGUUACCACAACUUUGACGUGGCAGAUUGCGUAGCAGCAGGGAGCCGCAACAUCUGCAGCCCAACGAACAACUACUGCGACGCGGACAAGUGCAAAAAAGUAUGCUGUAACCCUGCAGCAACGACCACUCCCCCUCCCGCAGUCAACGACACAGACUCGUCAGCAAGUGAAGACAUCGCCGCCAGUGCGGGCGUGGGCAACCCACUGCUCUGGGUUGGAGUCGGUGGGGGAGUCGCCGUGCUGGCUCUUCUGUCGUGGUUCCUCUCCAGCCAAGCACGCGCGCACCCCAUCUUCACCCAGGGGGGUAGUGGAUAUUACGGCGGCUACAACCAGAACGGCGGCUACGGCGACAACUACGGUUACGGUUCGGCGGGAACUCCUGCUUGGGAAGUAGCUCAACAAAAUUACCAAUACGGAUACGGUGGGGCGGCUCCUGGAGGGGGACAGUAUCAGCAAAGCUACCAGAAUUACGGUGCCUACAACGGGCAAGAAUACGCGCAGUACUAAAAGCGCUACUACUGAUUUGGUUUUGCGAUUUCUUGGCACCACUUGGCUUCUUUUCGCAAGCGCGGCGCGGAUGUUGUUCGCCAUAGAAGUGAAUGAGCCAAGUUCAUGCCAGAGGCGGGCGGAGUUUUUGGCUCUAUGCGCCUGCCAAACACGAACACCGUUGGUCGUUACUGUGAAGCUAUUUUUUUUUUUACUCUGACAAACAAACGUAACCAGACCAAAAAUGUUCUGGCGUCUUAGCUCUUGAGGAAUACUAUCAAAAAUAGUCACGCAACCGUAUGAUCGAGAUUCAAAUGCGGACGAUUAUCGGACUUGUGACGGGAUGAAAAACAAAAGGCAAAAAAUUAUUAGAGCUAAAGAAAUGACAGCUUUCCAUCUUCGCAGUUGUCUCUCGCGAUCGCGGAGAGGUGGAGCAAUAUUUAUACAUGUAAGUACGUCCUUUCUUGAACAAGUACGGAAGUUGUAGUCGGUUUCUCACCUCAGAUUUCUGUCGAAUGUUCCGCACAAUUGAAAAUCAUGAAAGAAAAAAGCGUCGAUCGGG